Messenger RNA from Harpia harpyja (harpy eagle), 1502 nucleotides. RefSeq names its product 6-phosphofructo-2-kinase/fructose-2,6-biphosphatase 1 (gene PFKFB1). NCBI's taxonomy places the organism in Eukaryota, Metazoa, Chordata, Aves, Accipitriformes, Accipitridae. The record is from RefSeq and is a predicted model, not a curated record. Gene Ontology annotation, biological process: fructose 2,6-bisphosphate metabolic process; fructose metabolic process. Gene Ontology annotation, cellular component: 6-phosphofructo-2-kinase/fructose-2,6-biphosphatase complex; cytosol. Gene Ontology annotation, molecular function: ATP binding; fructose-2,6-bisphosphate 2-phosphatase activity; 6-phosphofructo-2-kinase activity.
CCUCCUAACCUGGCAAACCGGCCAGGGUAUAGCAUUACCUCUGACCUUCCCGGGGGGCAACUGCAGCACCCGUUUCCCACCCCCCCCACCAAAAUGGAGGAGAAAUCACCCAAAAUCCCAGCCUCAGUACCCCAAUUUACCAACUGCCCCACCAUGGUGGUCCUGGUGGGGUUGCCGGCCCGCGGCAAGACUUAUAUCUCCCGUAAGCUCACUCGUUAUCUCAAUUGGAUCGGCACCCCCACCACAGUGUUUAACGUGGGGCAGUACCGGCGCAAAGCCGUGCAGAGCUACAAGAACUACGAGUUUUUCCGUCAUGAUAACGAGGAGGCUAUGCAAAUCCGCAGGCAAUGCGCGUUGGCUGCCCUUAAGGACGUCCGCAACUAUCUGAGCUCCGAGGAGGGGCAAGUGGCGGUGUUCGAUGCCACCAACACGACACGGGAACGCCGGGCCAUGAUCCUGCAAUUUGCCAAGGAGAAUGGCUACAAGGUUCUGUUCAUUGAAUCCAUUUGUGACGACCCCGCCAUCAUCGAGGAGAACAUCAAGCAAGUGAAGCUGAGCAGCCCUGACUACAAGGGCUGUGCCCAGGAAGAAGUGGUGGCCGACUUCCUCAAGCGCAUCGAAUGCUACAAAGCCACCUACGAGCCCCUGGAUGAGCAGCUCCCAAGUGGGCUGUCCUACAUCAAGAUUUUCGACGUGGGGUUGCGGUACCUGGCGAACCGGGUGCAGGGUCACAUCCAGAGCCGCAUCGUUUAUUACUUGAUGAACAUCCACGUCACCCCCCGCGCCAUCUACCUCAGCCGUCACGGCGAGAGCCAGCUCAACCUGCGGGGACGCAUCGGGGGGGACUCGGGGCUCUCCCCUCGGGGGCAGCAGUAUGCCCAGGCCCUGGCCGAAUUCAUCCGCAGCCAACGGAUCCGGGAGCUGAAAGUUUGGACCAGCCACAUGAAACGCACCAUUGAGACGGCCGAGGCCUUGGGGGUUCCCUACGAGCAGUGGAAAGCCCUCAACGAGAUCGAUGCUGGCGUCUGCGAGGAGAUGACCUAUGAGGAAAUCCAGGAGCGCUACCCCCACGAAUUCGCCCUACGGGACCAGGACAAGUAUCGUUACCGUUAUCCCAAAGGCGAGUCCUACGAGGACCUGGUGCAGCGAUUGGAACCCGUCAUCAUGGAGCUGGAACGGCAGGAGAACGUGUUGGUCGUCUGCCACCAAGCUGUCAUGCGUUGCCUGUUGGCUUAUUUCCUGGAUAAAAGCUCGGAUGAGCUGCCCUACCUCAAGUGUCCCCUACACACGGUGCUCAAGCUGACCCCCGUGGCUUACGGGUGCGAGGUGGAAUCCAUCUUCCUCAACAUUGAAGCAGUGAACACCCACCGGGAGCGGCCUCAGAACGUCGACGUCAGCCGCCCCCCAGCUGAUGCCCUGGUCACUGUCCCCCACCAUUAUUGAGGGGUCCUCGGCAAGGGGGGGCCCAGGGCCCCCCACAAAUUAAACCUUGCCUUAACAAA